AUGGGUGACGAUGGCAGGGUCGGCGCAAGCCAAUCGCCGUGGACCCCAACACGACUUCCUUCGCUGUCAAGCCAGGGCAGAUCUUCCCGCCCAUUGCACUACCAACACACCUACCUCCACCGCAUGCGACGCCGAUGACCCCGCAAGCACCGUUCUCGCCGACCAUGCGCCAGGCGUACGUGAACAACCACAUGGUCCCCGGCGCCGCACGUCCUGAGCCGCCUCCGCCGGUGUUCUCGCCGACCCCAAGUGAGAUGGCGCGCCAGCACAGCGAACGGGACCUCCGUCGCAAGAGGCGUCAGCGUGAAAAGGAAGAGAUGGCCAUGAACGGACCAAAUUUGAGUGGCGUGGGUACGGCGUACGCGAGUACGCUCUCCGAGGGUCAUUCCAUGAGCGGCAGCUCGGGCUUUGCGAGCUCGGCUUCUGGGCAUGGUUCGACGCAUCGCUCCGGUGGACAAGCGCAGGCUGUACCCGUACCGAUGCAGAUGCAGCGCGAACAGCACAUGCAUCAGCACCAACAACACCAGCACAACAUCCCGCACCGUCCCUACCCCAACCCGGUCCAGCCGCAGUCUGGCGUCCCGCCCGAGCAGCAACUCAAGCCGCAGAGCAGCCGGAGCACGCUCUCGCGCUCGCGGUCUACACCAAACUCGGCGCCGUCCAACGGCUCGUCUCAGCCGUACCCGCAGCAAGGCCUCUCGAACGAGCCGCCACCGACGCCCGACAUCCAGCUGCCUCCCGCUCCCGCUCCCCAGUCCGCAAAUUCGAUCCCGCCGCCGUCCGCGUCGAUGCACGGCGGCGGUGCACCGAGCAUGCACUCGAGCAUGACCGGCCGGAGCCAGAUGCCGCCGAGCAACCGGUACGUGCCCAGGCAGCUCGUGAUGCCGACGCCGCUGCAGCCGAUGCAGCCGCUUCCGGGCCAGGCACCCGCGCCGCCACCACCGGCACCGGCAGCACAACAGACUGCGCCGCGCGGCGCGCCGGUCGGGUACGCGGGGAGUGGGAGCGCAUCCGGCGCGCCGCUGAAGCACCGGCAGACGGUGCCUGUGCGCGGCGCGAAGCCGCAGGCGCAGGAGAUCCCGAUGAGCCAGGGCAAGAACGUGCUGCGGAAGCACAAGGAGAACGGGCGGGAGAAUAAUGCGCGCGAGAACGGGCGGGAGCCGGAGCGGGUCGUGCGCUCGAGGAGCUCGCGCGCGGACGUGAGCACGGGCAGCGGUGCGUCGUCGCUCGGCCGCGAGAGCCGCAGGGCCGCUGCUGCUGCUGCUGCUGCUGCUGAGGGCGGGGCGACGGCGGUGUGGGAGGGCCGGGUUGUUGUCGUGCCUGAGGAGAAGAAGAAGAGCGGCGGCGGCCUCGGGUCGUUGUUCAGCUUCAGCACGAGCACGAGCAGGGAGAAGGAGCGGGAGAGGGAGAGGGAGAAGGAGAAGGAGCGGGCCCUUGCGGAGAGGGCGCGCGAGAAGGAGAGGGAGAGGGAACGGGAGAGGGAGGGGCAGAAGAAGAAGCUGAGCAAGGCCAAGCGGUGAGAGGUAGACCAGGCGCAGGCCGUCGUCUCGAUCCCUCCUCCCCCUCUCCGGCUUGUGGGAACGCCACAAUGCGCUAUUUCUGGCCUUGGCUAUUCUCGUCCGCUCACUCCGAAACUCAGGCGGAUCGCGAGACUUUCUAUGACCUCAUGGCUUCAUGACCGGUGGCGGCGGCUCGCUCGUCCGUCCGUCCACACACCCGUGUUCAAGAUCACAACAG
Molecule: messenger RNA, 1737 nt
Organism: Phanerochaete carnosa HHB-10118-sp
Lineage: Eukaryota; Fungi; Basidiomycota; Agaricomycetes; Polyporales; Phanerochaetaceae
Exons: 1
Coding region: 165-1520 (451 amino acids)
Source: RefSeq, a predicted model, not a curated record